AUGCAAUUUAACUAUUUUGAAACUAAAUCUUUUUUAUCAAAAUAUUAAACAGAAUUAAAUAUAGAAUUUCAAACAAUAUCUAUUAUGGAGAAGGAAUACAUCCAUUAUUCAUUAAAUUAAUUAUAAUAUAAUUUUAUUUAGAUAAAAAUUUUUAUAAAAUUUAUAAUGAUUUUUAGUUAUAUCAAUAAUGAAAUAUCAUUUGAAAAAAUCAAAAAAAUUUACUAAGAGUUUCCAUUAAAUUAUUCCUCAAAUCUGAAAAGAUUUUGGGAAUUAAAAUAAAGAAUCAUUACAAAAACCUUGGAUAAACAAUAAAUUAUUUAAUAAAGUAAAUUAAUGAAGAUACGAUUAAUCAUUUCGCAAAUCUUGAAUUACUGUAACUUAUAAUUAAACAUUUCAAUGAAGUAAAAUUUAAAGAUUAGUAUAACUUUCUUUAAUUCUAAAUUGAUUUAGUAUACUAAAUUUAAAAGUAGUUGAAUAAUUAGUGAAAGUAGAAACUACUGAUAUUAAGGCUUUACAAAUUAUAAUUAAUAUUGCUAUCAUUAACUUUGAGGAAGUUAAAUAUAAUUUAGAUCUUUGUAAUAAAGGAAUAAAAUUAUUUAAAAGAUAUUUAGUCUAUCCAAAGAGAGUGGUUAGAGAAGCUGUUUAAGAAGAAAUAAAUAAAUUGUGUAUAGUAUUUUGUUAAGGUUUAUGA
Messenger RNA from Paramecium sonneborni, 691 nucleotides. NCBI's taxonomy places the organism in Eukaryota, Ciliophora, Oligohymenophorea, Peniculida, Parameciidae. The record is from the annotation of a GenBank genome assembly.